This is a messenger RNA of Megalops cyprinoides (Indo-Pacific tarpon), 3978 nucleotides long. Its product is annotated as FACT complex subunit SPT16. Gene Ontology annotation, biological process: positive regulation of transcription elongation by RNA polymerase II; transcription elongation by RNA polymerase II. NCBI's taxonomy places the organism in Eukaryota, Metazoa, Chordata, Actinopteri, Elopiformes, Megalopidae. The record is from RefSeq and is a predicted model, not a curated record. Gene Ontology annotation, cellular component: FACT complex. The transcript has 25 exons. Bases 430 to 3531 code for a protein of 1033 amino acids. Gene Ontology annotation, molecular function: nucleosome binding.
AAACAUCGCAACAAAGGGAGUCGGGGGCGUGGGAGCAGCCGCGUCCCCGCCGUCAGUGAGGCAGUCCACCGAAACACACCACGAUGUCACGAUGAAUGCGUAACGCUACACACACUAACCGAACGCAAAACACACUCGUAAAGUAGAUUUUGCUGAUCGAUAAAAACGGUAGGGAAGAGGCAAAACAAAAACGCUGGAUUCAUUUCUGACGUCAUAUGUCGUCACCGGCCCGUUAGCUGCUGUCGCCCGGGCAGCUCCACGCGCGCGAACGGCGAGGGCGGAGUGACAAAGAGGGAGGGGAGGAGGAGGAGGAGGAGGAGCAGCAAGGGAGUGUAAGCUGGCGAUAACAGGCACGGCGUGGAAGCUGCGUGACACCUCAGCCGGCCUUGGUUGAAGCCAGGACCUGGAGUUCGGAAGAUCCGGGGAACCAUGGCUGUAAACCUGGACAAGGAAGCCUAUUACCGCCGGAUCAAGCGGUUAUACGCCAACUGGAAGAAAGGGGAGGAUGACUUCGGGAAGGUGGAUGCCAUCGUGGUGUCGGUGGGAGUGGAUGAGGAGAUUGUCUACGCCAAAUCCACUGCCCUGCAGACAUGGCUCUUCGGCUAUGAGCUGACAGACACCAUCAUGGUUUUCUGUGAAUCGAAGAUCCUCUUCCUGGCCAGCAAGAAGAAGGUGGAGUUCCUCAAGCAGGUGGCCAUUACCAAGGGCAAUGAGAAUGCCAACGGGCUGCCCCCCAUCACCCUGCUGGUGCGGGAGAAGAAUGAGAGUAACAAAGCCAACUUUGAGAAGAUGCUGGAGGCCAUUCGCGCCAGCAAGGAGGGGAAGACCGUGGGCGUCUUCAUCAAGGACAAGUUCCCCGGGGAGUACAUGAAGAGCUGGAAUGACAUGAUCACUGCGGAGGGCCUGGAGAAGGUGGAUAUCAGCGCGGCCGUGGCGUACACUAUGGCGGUGAAGGAGGACGGGGAGCUGGCUCUGAUGCGGAAGGCGGCGGGCGUCACCAGCGAGGUCUUCACCAAAUUCUUCAAGGAGAGAGUGAUGGAGAUUGUGGACGCAGACGAGAAAGUGCGUCACAGCAAGCUGGCCGAGUCGGUGGAGAAGGCCAUCGAGGAGAAGAAGUACCUGGGAGGGGCCGACCCCUCAACCGUGGAGAUGUGCUACCCCCCCAUCAUCCAGAGCGGGGGCAACUACAGCCUCAAGUUCAGCGUGGUCAGCGAUAAGAACCACAUGCACUUCGGGGCGAUCACCUGUGCGAUGGGGAUCAGGUACAAGUCGUACUGCUCGAACCUGGUGCGCACGCUCAUGGUGGAUCCGCCCCAGGAGAUGCAGGACAACUACAACUUCCUGCUGCAGGUGGAGGAGGCCCUGCUGAAGGAGCUCAAACACGGAGUGAAGCUGUGUGAUGCCUACAACUCAGUGGUGGAGUUUGUAAAGAAGGAGAAACCUGACCUGGUGGGGAAGCUGACCAAGAACCUGGGGUUUGUGAUGGGGAUCGAGUUUCGGGAGGGCUCCCUCGUGCUCAACAGCAAGAACCAGUACAAGCUGAAGAGAGGUAUGGUGUUCAGUGUGAGUCUGGGAUUGUCUGAUCUGGUGAAUAAGGAGGGGAAGAAGGAGGAGCAGAAGAAAUACGCCCUGUUCAUCGGAGACACCGUGCUGAUCAACGAGGAAGAUGCUGCCACGAUUCUCACUCCAGUCAAAAAGAAAGUCAAGAAUGUGGGAAUCUUCUUAAAGAACGAGGAUGAGGAGGAGGAUGAAGAGGAGGCGGAUGACGCAGAGGAGCUUCUGGAAAAAGGAGCGCGAGCGGCACUGCUCACAGACAGAACCCGGAAUGAAAUGACAGCAGAGGAGAGGAGGCGGGCCCACCAGAGGGAGCUGGCCAAUCAGGUGAACGAAGAGGCCAAGAGACGGCUGACGGAGCAGAAGGGGGGGCAGCAGAUCCAGAGGGCCCGCAAGUCGAACGUCUCUUACAAGAACGUCUCUCAGAUGCCCCGCGAGCGAGAGAUCCGGGAGAUGAAGAUCUUCAUCGACAAGAAGUACGAGACCGUCAUCAUGCCCGUGUUCGGCAUCGCCACGCCCUUCCACAUCGCCACCAUCAAGAACAUCAGCAUGUCGGUGGAGGGAGACUACACCUACCUGAGGAUAAACUUCUACGUCCCCGGCAGCUACCUGGGCCGGCAGGAGGGGAACAUCUUCCCCAACCCAGAGGCCACCUUCGUCAAGGAGAUAACGUACCGCGCCUCGAACCUGAAGUCGGCUGGCGACCCCGCGGUGCCCUCCACCAACCUGCAGAACGCCUUCCGCAUCAUCAAGGAGGUGCAGAAGCGCUACAAGACUCGCGAGGCCGAGGAGAAGGAGAAGGAGGGCAUCGUCAAGCAGGACUCGCUGGUCAUCAACCUGAACCGCAGCAACCCCAAGCUCAAAGACCUGUACAUCCGGCCCAACAUCGCCCAGAAGAGGAUGCAGGGCUCGCUGGAGGCCCACACCAACGGGUUCCGCUUCACCUCGGUGCGCGGGGACAAGGUGGACAUCCUGUACAACAACAUCAAGCACUCCAUCUUUCAGCCCUGCGACGGAGAGAUGAUCAUAGUGCUGCACUUCCACCUCAAGAAUGCCAUCAUGUUUGGGAAGAAGCGGCACACGGACGUGCAGUUCUACACAGAGGUGGGGGAGAUCACCACGGACCUGGGGAAGCACCAGCACAUGCACGACCGCGACGACCUGUACGCCGAGCAGAUGGAGAGGGAGAUGAGACACAAGCUCAAGUCUGCCUUCAAGAACUUCAUCGAGAAGGUGGAGACGCUCACCAAGGAGGAGCUGGAGUUCGAGGUCCCCUUCAGAGACCUGGGGUUCCAGGGCGCCCCCUACAGGAGCACCUGCCUGCUGCAGCCCACCUCCAGCGCCCUGUGCAACGUGACGGAGUGGCCUCCCUUUGUGGUCGCCCUGGAUGAGGUGGAGCUGGUUCACUUUGAGCGCGUGCAGUUCCACCUGAAGAACUUUGACGUGGUGAUCGUCUACAAGGACUACAACAAGAAGGUCACCAUGAUCAACGCCGUGCCCGUCAACUCACUGGACCCAAUCAAGGAGUGGCUCAAUUCCUGUGACAUUAAAUACACAGAAGGCGUGCAGUCUCUCAACUGGACCAAAAUCAUGAAGACUAUCGUGGACGACCCCGAGGGCUUCUUCGAGCAGGGUGGCUGGUCCUUCCUGGACCCCGAGAGUGAGGGGAGCGGAGAGGAAGGCAAUGACUCCGAGUCUGAGAUGGAGGACGAGACCUUCAACCCCUCAGCUGAAGAAGAUGAGGAGGAGGAAGAGGACAGUGAUGAAGAUUACUCCUCUGAAACUGAAGACUCUGACUACAGUGCAUCUCUGGGGUCAGAGGAGGAGAGUGGGAAAGACUGGGACGAGCUGGAGGAGGAGGCCAGGAAAGCGGACAGAGAGAGUCAGUAUGAGGACGCAGACGAGGGCUCUAACAGGAAGAGGAAGGGCCGGUCAUCAGCCCCGCCCCCCAGCAGCAAGAAGAAGAGACGGCACUGAAUACCACCUUCAGACCUGUAUAUACCACACACACACACACACACACACACACACACACCAACACACCUUCCUACCGACCUUCCUUUCUCUCUCUAAUGCACACACAGAGGCACUUAAACCCUCACAAAGUUAAUUACAUGUGCAUAUUCUUUAACUUCUCUCCCCAUUUCAUUCACAUUCAAAUACAUUCUCUCUCACAUACACACGUAUGUGCGCACGCAUGCACAUGCACACGCAAAUGGUUACCAGUGUUAUGGUCUCCUUUCGCUCCUGUGUUCCUUUCUCUUUAAACCAGGCAUCCCUCCAUCCCUCUCACAGAGGAGGGGUCAGAGGUCAUGUAUGUGAGAGAGGCGUCUCAUUGUGUAGGUGUUUAUGAAACCUGGUCUCGUGUUCUUCAGAACAUCUGUGUUUUCACUGUCUUUUCAGGGGACACUGUGUGUGUGCACG